Messenger RNA from Funneliformis geosporum, 196 nucleotides. Lineage: Eukaryota; Fungi; Glomeromycota; Glomeromycetes; Glomerales; Glomeraceae. The record is from the annotation of a GenBank genome assembly.
UUCUGUUGUAUUUACUUUACUGAAUUAUAAAAACAUGAUUCAAACACUAGGUUGUAAUGUUUAUCAAAUUGAUAGAUUAGAAAAUCAAGAACUUUCUAUUAGAAAUAUGCAACAUCUUACAGACCAUUCUAUUGAUUUACUAAGCAAUCUCUUUAAAGCUAAUAAUAUUAGUUAUAUUGAAAAAGUAUUAAGAUAA